Portunus trituberculatus (swimming crab) is the source of this 2155-nucleotide messenger RNA. RefSeq lists its product as uncharacterized. Bases 624 to 986 code for a protein of 120 amino acids. Lineage: Eukaryota; Metazoa; Arthropoda; Malacostraca; Decapoda; Portunidae. The record is from RefSeq and is a predicted model, not a curated record. The transcript is spliced from 5 exons.
AAAACACUCAAACAUCCACCACAAACACCACAGAACACCGGAAAGUAGGCUGGAACACGAGAGGGAAGCAAGUGACUCCAGGCAACUCGGUACGGUACAACAAGUUUCCCUGCAGAGUACGAUAACCAACCUGACCUGGGAGGAAAAACGGUACCACACCCGCUGAUGACCGUGAGACUAAACCUUGCUAUCGGUGACUGCAGAGCGCUUGUAUCCUUCUCUCCCUUUUAACACCGGGAGAAGAGAAAAGUCGAUCGCAGAGUGGAUAGGGACGGGAAAAAAAAGCUCAAAUAGUACCAGGAAAGCUUAAAAGAAGGAAGAGAGGGAAGAGAAAAGAGGGGAAAAAGACUGCCAGCCUCGUUCCUCAAUAGUGGUCCUCGCGGUUUUCAAGGAGACUGCACAAGAGGGUUUUAUCUCCAGCCUCUCCACUGCCGCUGAAGAUCCUCCUCCACUCCACCUCCACCUCCUUCUCCUCCUCCUCCUCCUCCACCUCCUUCUUUCAUAAACCAUGACAUGAUAUUCUGAUAAGAUGUCAGAUGUUGACGUAUAAGCUGCUGGGAUAAGUGUCUAUAUUUUUUUAUCUUUAUUUUUACGCCUUCCUGACCUUCAAGACACCGACAAACAUGAUACUCAGGAGCUGCACACGGUCCGCCAUCUGCCUCCUGCUGAUGGUCACCACAGUUCAAGGGGUCUGGGGCCUCUUCUGCUACAGUCACAUCCCGGACAAGGAAGGCUCCAGCGGCUGGGUGUUCUGCCCCAGCACCUCCUGCUACACCGUGGGAAUGAGCAUAUUGGGCAUGGGCAACUCAAAGCGGGGGUGCGCCGACAAGACCUACGAGGAGGGCUGCAUGAAGGCCAAGGCCAUCAUUGCUUCCGGCGAGGUGUGCUUCUGUAACAGCUUCCUGUGCAACUACUCCAGCGCCGGCACCAAGUCCCUCUACCUGCCGCUGCUCAUACUGCCCUACGUGAUUCACAAGUUCCUGUAGAAGAUGGAACACUUGUGUCUUCGCCGGGCACUCACUCAUUCACUCAAUCACUCACUUACUCAAUCAAGUUUCGCCUCAAUCGUAGUGUUUUCCUCCUGAUUUCAUGACCACUUGAUGCUUUCAUGUUUACUUUUAUCAUCUGUUAUGUUUGCCGCGUAACAGACGACCGUCAAUCAAUCAAACAUUCAUCUCUCCUUUAAGCAACCCCUUUGAUAAGCGUGUUCCAAAGGUUAGUUCCACCGGGAAAUCAAAAUAUUAUUCACUUUACUCUCAUCGUUUGGUCUGUGUAUGAAAGGCAUGAUCGGAACUAUUUCUUGCAUCCUAAUUUCUGAGUUAUGUUCUUCCCCCGAGCGUUACACGAUGAGGCGUUUCGUGAGUUUUGGUUCCGAGACGAAAUGUUGCAAGCCAGCAUGUCACUCGCCGCCGCGCCUGAGGGACACGGCUGGUGGUGCCAUCUCGUGCCACCCUCCGUUACUACUCCCCUUAUAAGCUUACCAGUUUGCUGAAAUAUACGAUAACAAAACAUCAUUAAAAGAGAAAGAAAACAAUUACUCCGGAAGAACAUUUGUGGUUUGCAGGUACACUCGCGGUACACUUACGGCGGUACACUAACUCUUGAUAUCUUCAGACGAACUGUACCAAAGGGAACCAUGUACAUACUAUUUUUUACUGCUACAUCUGAAGAAAUAAAAGAAUAUCAGUUACCGAGAUUGUAAAAAGCAAACCAUUUAGGUCCUCGAACACUCAAAAAUCCUCAGUACCACGAAGGAAAUACAAGGACUUCAACACUAAUAAUUGAGAAAAUCUAGAAGUUGAGAAAAAAAAGCAAAAUAACAACAAAAACCGGAGUCAGUCACGGAGACAAGCCUGAGUACGCUUAACACAAGCAUAAAUGGGAAAAAGAACUUAUAACCACGCAUUCCAAUCCUCUUCAGUCUCCAUUUGUCUCUCUAAAGUGUAAAUAUACUCGAGACAAUAAACAUUCUCUGCCGCGAACACAACACAUGUCUGGACGCGGCCCCAACUCCGAACAUCAUGAAAGACAGAAAAAACAAGGAAAAAGAAAAAUAUGAAGAUGAACUAUAUAAUGGUCAUGAGUGAGCGCACACACACACACACACACACACACACACACACACACACACACACACACACACACACACACACAC